UUUGUUUUUAAAUGAAAUUAAAGUAUUAAAUUUAUAAAAGCUUAGAUAAUGAUGAUAAAUAUGAAAUUAAUUAAAAAUAUUUUGUGUUGCAUUGUUUUAAUUUUAAGAUAAAAUAACCCUGUAAUAUAUCUGCCUAUCAACCUAUAUAUAUCUGCCUAUUUUUGCAGUUGUAAAAUGUUGUAUUCUAUUUUUACAUGCAUGAAAUAUCAAACGGUAGCAACUACUCUUCAUUAUCUGAGAAGUGUUUCCAGAAAUGUAGAGAAUCAUGUACUUAAUGCUGUGAACUAUUUGUCUGGGGAAGUUACGGAAUCCGUUCAUAAGGAUUUCAAACUAUAUGCGAACUUUCUAACGGAGGAUGAAGAAAUUGAACUUAUGAACGAAAUCGAUCCGAUAUUUAAAAGACGACGAUAUCAGUUUGAUCACUGGGAUGGGGCAAUAGAAGGUUAUAGAGAAACUGAAAAAUUGGAAUGGAAUGAAAAAAAUAGCUUUGUCUUACAGAGAGUUAGAGAAUUGGCUUUUCCAAGUGACACUGUGCCUAUGAAACAAAUUCAUAUUCUAGAUCUUGCUAAGAAUGGCUACAUAAAACCACACGUGGAUAGUAUCAAAUUCUGUGGUGAUACCAUAGUUGGGUUGUCACUGCUUUCUUCAUCAGUAAUGAGACUUGUAUCAGAAAAAAAUAAAAAUAUGGUGGUGGACUGCCUCUUACCUAGAAGAUCCCUUUAUGUUAUGAAAGGCUCUGUACGAUAUGAUUUUACUCAUGAAAUAUUGGGUGAAAAGUGUUCUUACUUCAAAGGAAAAUUGAUUGCUAAAGAUCGUCGUGUAUCUGUUAUCUGCAGAAAUGAACCUUUAUCUUAAAUUUCAUUGUACUAUAAAAAAUAUUUCGUCUAUUAAUAAAUAUUUAUUUUUACAUGUC
Molecule: messenger RNA, 913 nt
Organism: Parasteatoda tepidariorum (common house spider)
Lineage: Eukaryota; Metazoa; Arthropoda; Arachnida; Araneae; Theridiidae
Product: RNA demethylase ALKBH7, mitochondrial
Biological process (GO): fatty acid metabolic process; DNA damage response
Cellular component (GO): mitochondrial matrix
Source: RefSeq, a predicted model, not a curated record